Calypte anna (Anna's hummingbird) is the source of this 865-nucleotide messenger RNA. RefSeq names its product exosome component 3 (gene EXOSC3). The record is from RefSeq and is a predicted model, not a curated record. The transcript has 4 exons. Lineage: Eukaryota; Metazoa; Chordata; Aves; Apodiformes; Trochilidae. Gene Ontology annotation, biological process: CUT catabolic process; TRAMP-dependent tRNA surveillance pathway; poly(A)-dependent snoRNA 3'-end processing. Gene Ontology annotation, molecular function: RNA binding. Gene Ontology annotation, cellular component: nuclear exosome (RNase complex); cytoplasmic exosome (RNase complex). Bases 1 to 780 code for a protein of 259 amino acids.
AUGGCGGCGGCCGUGGGGCAGGCGGCGGAGGCCUGCGUGGGGCAGGUGGUGCUGCCGGGGGAUGUGCUGCUCCUCCCCGGCCAUCCCGAUGAGGACGGGGAGAAGCUGCGGUUGGCCGGCGGCGCAGCCCCGCGGGGGCGGCUGCUCUGCGGACCGGGCCUGCGGAGGUGCGCGGCCGGGCUGCUGGUGACCAAGUGCGGGUUGCUGCGGCACCGGCAGGCGGGCGGAGCGGCGGCCGGGGGCGCGUACUGGGUGGACUCGCAGCAGAAGCGGUAUGUUCCUGUCAAGGGAGACCACGUAAUAGGAAUAGUAACGGCCAAAACGGGAGAUGUGUUUAAGCUGGACGUGGGUGGCAGCGAGCAGGCGUCUGUCUCCUACUUGGCCUUUGAAGGCGCCACGAAGAGGAACAGGCCGAAUGUGCAGGUGGGAGAUCUUAUUUAUGGUCAGUUCCUUGUGGCAAAUAAAGACAUGGAACCAGAGAUGGUCUGCAUAGAUGGCAGUGGAAGAUCAAAUGGAAUGGGAAUAAUUGGACAAGAUGGCUUCCUCUUUAAAGUUUCCUUAGGUCUCAUAAGAAAACUCCUGGCUCCCAAGUGUGAAAUAAUUCAGGAGUUGUCACAGUUGUACCCGUUUGAGCUGGUGCUGGGAAUGAAUGGAAGAAUAUGGGUAAAAGCAAAAACAAUUCAACAGACUUUAAUUCUAGUAAAUAUUUUGGAAGCCUGUGAGUAUAUGACUGCAGAGCAGAGGAAACAAGCACUUGCCAAAUUGUCAGGAAAUCGAUAAGAGAACCUUGAAGAUCUGAGGUGGCUGUAGUGUGUUUUGGUUAUUUUUGUAUUCAGAUCUGUAUUAAAAGCCUUCUUCUAAUGAA